AUGCUAGUAAAAAGUUUGGAGGCCGAAGACCACAUAAAGCACCUUAACAGCACUUUCCAGAUCCUAAGAAGAUAUAGGAUGAGGCUCAACCCCCACAAGUGCACCUUCGGGGUAGCCUCCGACAAGUUCUUGGGGUACAUGGUCAACCAACGAGGAAUUGAGGUCAAUCUCGAGAAGAUUGAAGCGUUUUGCAAGAUGAGGUCCCCCAAAAGCCGAAGGAGGUGCAAACUCUCACCGAGGCAAGCCCCCCUCCUUUCCAAACCUAAGCCCGGUGAUAUCCUACAACUAUAUUUGGCCGUCUCUAAUGAGGCCAUCAGCUCGGUUCUGAUACGGGAAGAAGGGUCUACCCAACUCUCCGUGUACUACACAAAACUCAGUGAAUUUGACCUUGUAUUCAAGGCUAGGGCAGCCAUAAAAGGGCAAGCCUUGGCUGACUUUGUGGCUGAAUUUGCCAACCUACCCGAGGUGGACGAAAUCAUGGAACCUAUCGAACCCCCCACGUGGAAUCUUUUCGUUGAUAGGUCAGCUGGGGAAGUUGGCUCCGAGGCUAGGGUUGUUCUCAUCAGCCCCGAAGGUCACAAGCUCACCUCGACGGUGAGGUUCGGAUUCAAAGCUACCAAUAAUGUAGCAGAGUAUGAGGCACUUCUUACAGGCCUCAGGCUGGCCACCGAAAUGCAAGUAAAGAGGCUGCUCAUCAGUAGUGACUCCCAACUAGUUGUUAGCCAAGUUAACGGUAACUUCUCAGCCAAAGACAAAAUGAUGGCCUCCUACCUGAAAAUGGUGAUGAAUCUUAUCCCAUCCUUCGAAAAGUUUGAGUUGAUCCAGAUCCCUCGCAUCGAAAAUGUACAUGCUGAUGCACUAUCAAAGCUAGCUAGCAGCAAGGACUCAGAGCUACUCACGGUACUACCAACUGACAAGAAUGAGGCUUACAAGCUAAGAAAGAGAUCAGCCCACUUCCUUUUCAUUGAUGACAUUCUCUACAAAAGAAGCUUCUCCUCCCCGCUCCUACGGUGUGUCAGAGGAGAAGGGGCUACCUACAUAUUGAGGGAAGUCCACGAGAGCGUAUGUGGUAACCACUCUGGAGGGCUGUCUCUGGCACAGAAAAUAUUGAGGUACGGGUACUACUGGCCCACACUAAAGAGGGACGCCGUUGAGUUUGUACGAAAGUGCGAUAAAUGCCAGCGCUUCUCUCUGGUGCAGCGACAACCAUCUUAG
Olea europaea var. sylvestris is the source of this 1215-nucleotide messenger RNA. RefSeq lists its product as uncharacterized. Gene Ontology annotation, molecular function: RNA-DNA hybrid ribonuclease activity; nucleic acid binding. NCBI's taxonomy places the organism in Eukaryota, Viridiplantae, Streptophyta, Magnoliopsida, Lamiales, Oleaceae. The coding region runs from base 1 to 1215 and encodes 404 amino acids. The record is from RefSeq and is a predicted model, not a curated record. The transcript has 4 exons.